This is a messenger RNA of Musa acuminata AAA Group (dessert banana), 1705 nucleotides long. RefSeq lists its product as uncharacterized. Bases 164 to 1309 code for a protein of 381 amino acids. The transcript is spliced from 7 exons. NCBI's taxonomy places the organism in Eukaryota, Viridiplantae, Streptophyta, Magnoliopsida, Zingiberales, Musaceae. The record is from RefSeq and is a predicted model, not a curated record.
CAAACCCACCCACCCCCACCUCUCUCUCUCUCUCUCUCUCUCUCUCACCGUUAACUCCUCCUCCUCCCUUCCCCGCCGUUUUGCCCAUCGAACUCUUAAAACCCAUUGGUCCUUCCCGAAAACCAUGGAGAUGUGAUCGGCGCCCCCCCUAUUGGCCGGAGAGAUGGGAGGGAUGACGUCGACGAUGGCUGCGAGGUUCGCUUUCUUCCCGCCGGACCCGCCUUCGUACAGGGUUGUGGUGGAGGAUGAAGCGUCGGGACGGCUGUCCAUGACCACCGUGACGCCGCGGGAGGGGGUGGAAGUACGGCGGCUGUGGACCAGGCGCGGGAGCGGGAUCGUCGCGAUGUACGUGACGAACCCCAACGCGAAGCUCACCCUGCUCUACUCCCAUGGCAACGCGGCCGACCUUGGCCAGAUGUACGAGCUCUUCGUCGGGCUCAGCAAUCACCUCCGCGUCAACUUGAUGGGAUAUGACUAUUCAGGUUAUGGGCAAUCAUCUGGAAAGGCUUCAGAGCAAAAUACUUAUGCUGAUAUAGAAGCUGCUUACAAAUGCCUUAAAGAGACUUAUGGAGCCCAUGAAGAAGAUAUUAUUUUAUAUGGCCAAUCAGUUGGUACUGGUCCUACUUUAGAAUUAGCUGCUCGUUUGCCUCGAUUGAGAGCAGUUGUUCUGCAUAGUCCUAUUUUGUCUGGUCUACGUGUAAUGUAUCCUGUGAAGCAUACAUACUGGUUUGACAUAUAUAAGAACAUUGAUAAAAUUCCACUUGUGAAAUGUCCCGUGCUGGUAAUUCAUGGUACAGAAGAUAAUGUCGUUGAUUGUUCACAUGGGAAGCGCCUGUGGGAACUAUGCAAAGAAAAGUAUGAACCUCUUUGGAUUAAGGGAGGCAACCACAAUAAUCUAGAACUCUUUCCAGAUUACAUCAGGCAUUUAAAGAAGUUCAUAUCAGCCAUAGAGAACUUACCUGUAAUAAAAGAUGAAUCUGUUGAGACAUCAGACGUCACUGAGGCUCCUCGGACGAGCUCUGACUGUCUAGAGUCUUCAAGAAUGAGCACAGAUCAGACAGACAUGUCUAGAUCAAGCACUGUCAGUGGGGAUAAAUCUAAGCGGAGAACAGAAAGCGGAGGAAAGUCAAGACCUAGUACUGACAGGAGAGAGAAAUCAAGAAAAAGUGUUGACAGUUCUAAAGACAUGAAGGAUGACAUGGACCAACCAGAAAAACCGAGGAAAAGCUCUGAUCGCUUUGGAGACAUGAUGAGAUCAAUGGGAUUAUGCAAUAUGGACUGUUUGAAAGACACAGCUUCCAAGGCCUAAGCAAUACAAAGACAACCGAUGUUGAAAUUAGUUUUGCUUCCCGUUGUCCGUCCGCGCAUAUCUCUGUAUUUAGUCCCUCUCUUUUUUUCUUUUUCUUUUUUUUUCACGUCAUGCAUUUUAUUUCUUUGAGAAAGAUGGUUGUCGGUAAUGAAGUGGCCAAAUCUUUUUUUUUCUUUUUUGUGGGCAAAAUUCACCAGGAUGAGGCAGGGUUAUUUGUGAAGUGCACAGAUAAAUGAGGCAGGGUUAUGCUGCCCCUAAAAUUUUGAUACUGCUAGAAAUCACAUGUGAUGUUUGUCCGAUCAAUAUUUAGGUUGCAAGAAGGAUACUAAAUUUGGGAUUGUUACUUUACCUUCCUGAAGAAUCAAAUGUGAUGCUUACCUCAUGUGGUCUAUCUAU